Molecule: messenger RNA, 321 nt
Organism: Colletotrichum paranaense
Lineage: Eukaryota; Fungi; Ascomycota; Sordariomycetes; Glomerellales; Glomerellaceae
Exons: 2
Coding region: 1-321 (106 amino acids)
Source: RefSeq, a predicted model, not a curated record
AUGUUCGCUGUGUGGCUCUCAAGCCCCGGCGGCCCACGAUGCCGUGCUGAUCUCUCUGUCUGGUCCUGCUUGAAGGCGUCCCGCGUCUGCGAGGCGCCUAACCCCGAAACAGCGAAACAUGGCAAGACAUCCCACGAGGCACGUCUUUCUCCCCAAUGCGCCACGAAUUUGCCGCCGGGGAAAGAGAAGAAUACUGGAGCAAAGCCUGUGAUCAGUGACACGCACAUCUACAACGCUGAAGCCUGGAAAGGAGAGUGGGAGGAAAAGGAAAAAGAGGAGUUUGUAACCCACGAUCUCAAGAUUCCGGCAUUGCUGAAGUGA